Messenger RNA from Epinephelus lanceolatus (giant grouper), 2789 nucleotides. Lineage: Eukaryota; Metazoa; Chordata; Actinopteri; Perciformes; Serranidae. The record is from RefSeq and is a predicted model, not a curated record.
AAAUAUAUAUUACUUGAACUGGAAUAAACAUGCAUUGGCUGUCAAGGGUGACUUAGCUUUAAGAGAGGAUGAGUCAUUUUUGGAUGAGAUCCGUAGAGCCCAGUCUUUCAAGGAGAAGGACCAGGGUUGUGUUUUUGAGUCUCCUAUGGUGUAUGAUUUUUCCCUACAACUCCCACCAAGACCACAACCAGCAAUGCCAAAUAAUACCAGGGUCCAUGUCCCUUCCUGUGCUGGAGAAAAAGGGGGACAUCAUCUUCGGGGGACUCUUCUCCCUUCAUGACAUGGUGGUGGAGCCCAGUCUGUCCUUUUUUUCUAAGCCUCUUCCAGCACAGUGCACCAGAUUUAACUUUCGGACUUUCCGUUGGAUGCAAACUAUGAUCUUUGCCAUUGAGGAGAUCAACGGAGAUGGCAAGCUCCUUCCCAACAUCACACUGGGCUAUAAGAUCUAUGAUUCAUGCAGUACACCCCAUCAGGCUCUGAAGGCUGCCAUGGAGUUAGUGGGGAGUGACAAGGAUUCAGAAAUUGAAGAAGAAACACAAAGUAAAGGCACCUGUCGUGGGACCGUACCAGCAGUGAUAGGAGAUGGAGGCUCUACUCAGUCUCUUGUUGUGGCCCGUUUCCUGGGAGUCUUCCAUGUGCCACAGAUUAGUUAUUUCUCCAGCUGUGCCUGUCUCAGUGACAAAAAUGAGUUUCCUGCCUUUUUAAGGACCAUGCCCAGUGACUUUUUCCAGGUAGAUGCGCUAGUACAACUUGUCAAGCAUUUUGGCUGGACUUGGGUGGGUGUGAUAGCAGGAGAUGAUGCCUAUGGCCGUGGUGGGGCAAACAUCUUUGUCAACGAGGUUAGAAAACUGGGUGCUUGCAUUGCCCUUCAUGAAGUCAUCCCUAAAAACCGAGCACAGACCACCAUUUCGUCUAUCGUUUCACAGAUCCGCUCCUCUGGGGCUCGGGUGAUUCUAGUGUUUGCUGUGGAACAAGAUGCAGCCGCAUUGUUUGAUGAAGCUCUCAGAGAGCGGCUGACUGGGAUACAGUGGCUGGCCAGUGAGGCCUGGAGCACAGCAGCUGUCCUCUCCACCCCCAAAAAGUAUCACCACAUCCUCCAGGGUUCUAUGGGAUUUGCCAUUCGGCGAGCACACAUCCCCAGACUACAGGACUUUCUGCUUCGCUUGCACCCCUCGAGCCCAGAUGCCCUUGCAGAUCCCUUCCUGAAACCCUUCUGGGAAGAGGUGUUUCAGUGCAGCCUGGGUGUGCAGGUUGAAGGUCAAGAACAUAAUAAUGAGGGUAAACCUCCAUGCUCUGGAGCAGAAGACCUGAGGAGUGUAAAGAAUAUCUAUUCAGAUGUGUCACAGCUAAGGAUUUCCUACAAUGUCUAUAAGGCCGUGUAUGCCAUUGUCCAUGCACUCAAGGCUAUGAGAAGCUGUGUGAAAGGAAAAGGGCCAUUUCAUCUGCAGGCCUGCCCAGAUACAGACAAUAUACAGCCAUGGCAGCUACUUCAUUACAUAAAGCAGGUGAAAUACUUGAACUCAUUUGGUGAUGAAACCAAGUUUGAUGAAAAUGGUGAUCCUGCAGCCAUGUAUGACCUUGUGAACUGGCAGCUAAGUCCCAAAGGAGAAAUGGAGUUUGUCACAACUGGCAAAUUUGAUGAGAUGACCUCAGUAGGAAAGCAAAAACUCCAGAUCCAGGAAGAUAUGAUUGUAUGGAAUGGCAAUGAAACCAAAAUUCCCUUGUCAGUAUGCAGCAGCAUUUGUCCCCCAGGUACCCGGAAGGCAAUCAGACCUAACUUCCCUAUCUGCUGCCAUGAUUGUGUGGUUUGCACAGCUGGGGAGAUUAGCAAUCAGACUGAUGCCAUAGAGUGUGUGCGCUGCCUGACAGAGUUCUGGUCCAAUGAUGGAAGGACAGCCUGUAUCCCCAAACAGGUGGAGUUCCUCUCCUUUAGCGACACCAUGGGCAUCACCCUGAUGGCUAUUUCUCUCCUUGGCUCCUUCUGCACCUGUGUUGUGGUCGUCAUAUUUUCUUGUCACAGAUCCACCCCGAUUGUCAGGGCCAACAACUCUGAGCUGAGCUUCCUGCUGCUCUUCUCCUUGACUCUGUGUUUCCUGUGUUCUCUGACCUUCAUCGGCCGGCCCUCUGAGUGGUCCUGCAUGCUGCGACACACGGCAUUUGGCAUCACCUUUGUCCUUUGCAUGUCUUGUAUUCUGGGGAAAACUAUAGUGGUGCUAAUGGCCUUCAAGGCAACACUUCCAGGCAGUAAUGUAAUGAAAUGGUUUGGGCCUGCACAGCAAAAGGCAAUCAUUACCCUUUGUACACUGGUCCAGGUAAUAAUCUGUACAGUGUGGCUGGUUGUUGCUCCUCCCACUCCACACCGACUGAUCCCACGCGAAAGCGUUAUUGUCAUUCUCUUGUGCGAUGAAGGUUCACCUGUAGCAUUCGCUCUCGUCCUGGGCUACAUCGGCCUGCUGGCCUGCCUCUGCCUUCUCUUGGCCUUCCUGGCAAGGAAGCUGCCGGAUAACUUCAACGAGGCAAGGCUCAUCACUUUCAGCAUGCUCAUUUUUUGUGCGGUGUGGAUAGCCUUUGUUCCUGCCUACAUUAGUUCUCCAGGGAAGUACUCCACAGCCACAGAGGUGUUUGCUAUACUGGCCUCCAGUUAUGGACUGCUGGGCUGCAUCUUUGCACCAAAGUGCUACAUUAUCCUACUAAGGCCAGAAAAGAACACAUGGAAACACCUGAUGUCGAAAGCUGCCACUGACAAAUUCUAGAACAUCAUCUUUAUUUCAUGCACAUAUGGACUUCUG